Molecule: messenger RNA, 1059 nt
Organism: Penicillium alfredii
Lineage: Eukaryota; Fungi; Ascomycota; Eurotiomycetes; Eurotiales; Aspergillaceae
Gene: mep20
Exons: 3
Coding region: 1-1059 (352 amino acids)
Biological process (GO): proteolysis
Molecular function (GO): metalloendopeptidase activity
Source: RefSeq, a predicted model, not a curated record
AUGCGUUUCGCGGCCUUUUCCACGGUGCUCAUUGCCCUCGCACAAAACGCGUGCGCCUUGCCGGUUGAGGCUGACAAGGCACCUGGGCUCGAUGUUACCCUGAGCCAGGUGAGCGACACGCGGAUCAAAGCCGUGGUCAAGAACAACGGCCGCAAGGACGUCACAUUUGUGCACCUCAAUUUCUUCCGGGAUGCCGCUCCCGUCAAGAAGGUCGCCGUUUACAAAGAUGAGGAGGAGGUGACGUUCGAUGGUAUCAAGCGUCGCUUCAAGAUGCAGGACCUUACCUCGGAAUCCCUUACGUCGCUGGCCGUCGGGGAGACCUUGGAGGAUGAGUUCGACAUUGCCUCGACGAGCGACCUGUCCAGCGGGGGUCCAGUGAUCCUUCGCUCCAACGGUCUGGUGCCCCUGGUCAAUGGCAGCGCUGUAUCCGGAUACUUGCCGUUCCGCUCCAAUGAGCUCAAGAUCGAAGUGGAUGGGAUCAAGGCAUCCCAGGUCACCAAGGCUAUCAAGCCCCUGAGUCGCCGGACGAACGAGGCUUGCAGUAAUUCGAGCCGCAAAUCGGCUCUGGAGAAGGCCCUGAAGAACACGGUAUCGCUGGCAAAUGCCGCGGCGGAGGCGGCCCUUUCCGGCUCGUCCUCAAAGUUCAGCGAGUACUUCAAAACCACGUCGAGCUCGACCCGUCAGACGGUGGCCGCUCGAUUGAAGGCCGUGGCAAAAGAAGCUGGCUCGACUGGCUCCGGGUCAACCAGCUACUAUUGCACUGACACGUACGGGUACUGCGAGUCAAACGUCCUUGCGUACACGCUGCCGGCGCAGAACAUCAUUGCAAACUGUGACAUCUACUACUCCUACUUGCCCGCUCUGGCGAGCUCCUGCCACGACCAGGACCAGGCCACCACGACCCUGCAUGAAUUCACUCACGCUCCGGGCGUGUACAGCCCUGGAACCGAUGACUUGGGAUACGGCUACUCGGCUGCCACGGCCCUCAGCAGUAGCCAGGCUGUGUUGAACGCGGACUCGUACGCUCUGUAUGCUAACGCGAUCAACCUUGGCUGCUGA